CUUCCUGUCGCUGUUAGGGCGGGCCGUGUGACGCAGUUCCUGUUCCUCCUUGCCGUAGCGGUGUUGGUGGUGCUGCGGGCCGCCCGCUGCCUCCACUCCGGCCUGUGCUGCGCUGCGCUUCUACCGCAGCAUAAUGUCUGGAACUGAUGAUUUUUCGUUGGCAGAUGCUUUACCCGAUCAGUCUCCUGCUAAAACCUCCAAAGUGAGCAGUGCCAAACCCGGCCAGCAGCCCUCCCAGCCGCCGCAGGGUUGGCCGCCAUCGAAUCCUUGGAACAACCCGAGCGCUCCCCCUGCUGGGCCCACAGCGCUGCCGCCAAACACGUCUGCUUCCAACGUGCCCUUCGGCCCCCCGCCUACAGGAAUGUAUCCUUCAAUGCCCCCUGGACCGCCUGCUCCAUUUCCUCCUCCUCCUACCGGACCCUCUUGCCCUCCUCCCGGAGGUCCAUAUCCACCCCCAGCAGUGCCAGGUCCCGUCCCACCGGGGCAGUAUCCUCCGCCAAACAUGCCCUUUCCAGAGCUUCCAAGACCUUAUGGCGGUCCGACGGAGCCAGCUGCGCCUCCCGCUCCCGUUGGGCCGUGGGGAUCCAUGCCCUCUGGAGCAUGGGGACCGACAAUGGGAGGGCAGUAUCCUGCACCCAGCAUGCCAUAUCCACCCCCGGGGCCAUACUCUGCUCCCACCCAGACUCCAGGGGCAGCGCCAACAGUACCAUGGGGUACAGUCCCACCUGGAACGUGGGGACCUUCACCGCCAGGUCCGUUUCCUCCACCCACAGGAUCGUACCCGGCUCCAGGACUGUAUCCUACGCCCCCUAAUCCUUUUCAAGUGCCAUCUGGUCCUGCUGGUGCUCCAUCAAUGCCAGGUGGUCCCCAUCCUUACCGUUGAAUACGUUCUGGGCAACAAAGUACUGUAGCUUUCCACCUUCAUCCACUACUUACAGAGAUUUUUACAGUUUUUGUUUCAGUAAUGUUUGGGGCUAUGAAGAAUACUUGCCUCUUGUAUGUGCAUUUGAGGUAUGAAGGAGCAGUUUAGCAAUUUGCAUAACAUUAACUUGCUCGUAUGCUGGUGUAAUUGUUUGGUUUAAUAUAAACGAGCUACGAAGAGCAGAAGAGAAGCUGAAAUCUGUGGUUCUUACUCUGGCAAACAUCCCUUGGGGGGAAGGAGAGCUGCCAAGUGAGGAUUCCAAAGAGUCGGGCACGAGGACUCGCGAGUCAAAAAGCAGCUGAAAUAUCCACGAAUGCUUUUAAGUCUUGUUGCCAGACUGAUGCUGGCUGCUGAUGGAUGGCUGGUCACACCUUGUCUGUUUGCAGGUUAUUCUAAACAAUGUCCAAUAAAAGAAUAUUACGAGAUUUUUGUCAAGAAAUGUCAUUUUGGAACGUGCUGCACUAAUGGGCGACGGAAGAGACGGAGCGCGUGAACUCGGAUGGCUUCCUCAGCAUUUUGUAUAUACCCACCAGGAUUGUUCAUUCCAGGACUGAGGAGGAGAAGACGUGCUUGGAAAUGCUUGCUCUCAGGUCAGCACCCUGCUGGCUUUUGCAGACAGGUAUUUCUGUGCACGCAGAGUGACCUGGAUGUGCAGCUCCCUUUGAAUCAAGCAGUGUGAGUUUCGUGCAUGCCAAUGAGGACUUUCGUUUUGCCUGGUUCUCGUUCUGUGCUGGUUGGAGGUUUGACUUGGUCUGUGUAAAGAUUUCAUUCCCACGUAGGUGAAGUACUUCCCUGUAUUCUAACCUGACUUCUGGUUGUUUCAAAUCUGACUGCUCUGCCGGGUUGUGUAAACUCAGCAGGUGUUGUCAGAGUCCAUAGAAACUGAACUCGAGCUUCAAAGCUGAACAAAAGCAGCCCGGUCCAUUCCAUUCCCAGCAGGUUUUGGUGGGGCCUCGCAGAUCCCCUGUGCCAUCCUUACUGCCACAGCUGGGGGCGAGCACGUCUCUUUGGGGCUCCACUGAACAUGGGAAUGGAGAGCAGCGCUCUGUGCCCAGCCGGCUGCCUGCAUACCUCACUGAGAAAGCAAAGCUGGGGAGGAACUGAAUGUUUCGAAGCCUGUGUGCUGCUGUGUGGCUGUCCCUGCUCUGGGGGGGCACUGCAGUGUUAUAUUCUUGCCAUAUCUGUGCUGGGGUGUCUGCUGGUGUAACGUUACUGAGGCACGGCCACGUGUUGGUGAGGAGCUCUGGUGGUGCUUCAUAGCCUGGAUUUCACCAUGGACAUUUUGUUUGUCCCCAGAUGGGGGUAUCCUGACAUAGCCUCUGUAGGUAGAAUUAGGAACCGAUGUUGCUUAACAUGGUAGCUCGUUAGGGAGUCUUUGUAUCGUGGAACUGUGAAAGCAAGUUCAUUUGCUUCCCAUACCUUCCCAUGGCUUCCUGCAUGCGUACGAUGAACUUCCUCAGAACAAGUGGGGUGACCUGCUGGUGGUGCCUGUUGGCUGGCCCAGCCCUCAUGGCAAAGCUUUGCAGAAUGGGAGCUGUGGCUCCUUUUAAUCUACCCCAAAAGCCAAAGGUACAUGCAUCUUUUAUCUUCUAAGGAUGGGAAGACAGUACUGGACCUGAAGAGAAAUGCUUGGGUAUAAAAGCCAGCUCCAACCCGAGGAAUCGGAACCCAAAGUGUCAGUAUUAAACAAACCCCUGGGCCUCCCCAGCAGCACGCUGCGCUUCGAUCUCGGCAAGACCAAUUAAACACAGUAGAACACUGCCUACGUCUGCUCAAGUGCUUUUAAUUUCAGUACCUGCAGCCUUAGGUUAUAAAGCAAUGUGAUGAACAACAGCUGCCCCACGGGAGCCGCUCGGGCAGCACGCUCUGGUUUCACACUGCACCCAUGUGUCCUUGGGGGGAGCAAGAAGAGGUAGGAAAGGAGAGAGCAGCAAACAAGGAGUGACUCAGGAGGGGAUUUGUGCUGGUAACCGGGUGUGCAGCUUCUUCCUGAAGUAGGCAGGGUUUAUUACUGGAACAUUUAGGCUCAAAUUCACUAUAUAUGGGAUGUUUUAGGUUUGUUUUUUUUCCCCCCUCCAAUGUAUAUUCGUAUUUCUUGAGGUUACGAGAACUGUUUCAUAAGCCCUUUGUUUUUGUGAGCCAAGUUCUUUGCCUAGCAGUGGAAAAAAAAGGGUAUUCCUGUUCAAUCUAUGGUGUAAAAACUCGAGCUGUCACUAUAUGCCGUGUAGUAACUUUAUCCCACGUUCUGUCGAGUGAGUGUGAGCAACUUCUGGCCUGGCGCUUUUUGCAAUGGAGUUCCACCAUUUCUAUGCAUCCUUUGAGUUCGAUCGCUGAGAAGUCAGUUCUGUGCUUUGAGGUUCGCCAUCCCGCCUUGGUUUCCGACAUGAAAUAGAAGCAAUCAAUCAAUCACAUUUCGGAGUAGAGAUUUCUCACCUGCUGCUGUAUUUCCUUUAGCCGGGCUCUCGCUGUCCGAUCAAUCCAGGAUUUGAUAUAUUUUGGAGAUGCUGUCACUUUUGUAUCAGAUUAGACAUUAAACGUAUUUUCAAGACUGUUGUGUUCACUGUUCUUCACUCACAGCCUUGGAUGUGCUUGUGUAGCUCUCUCUCUUUCUUUCUCUUUCUCUCUUGCCUUGAAUUAAACAGUAAAGAAACAGGACAUCCUUGGUUUGCAACGACUGAAUAUAAACUCACAAUUAUUUGA
Molecule: messenger RNA, 3622 nt
Organism: Coturnix japonica (Japanese quail)
Lineage: Eukaryota; Metazoa; Chordata; Aves; Galliformes; Phasianidae
Gene: MAPK1IP1L
Product: mitogen-activated protein kinase 1 interacting protein 1 like
Source: RefSeq, a predicted model, not a curated record